GUUAUGCUGAAGAGGAGAGGGUUGUUGUGGCUUGCUGUCUUGAUAACCCUGUGGCUUUCCUCACAUGCUCAGGAUGGUGACAAGGAAGAGGAGACUACCUUUGACUUACUUCAAGUCAGUAACAUAAACCGAAAGACUAUUGGAGCAAAGGUGUUCCGGGGCCCAGACCCCGCCACGCCGGCGUACCGCUUCAUUCGGUUUGACCAUAUCCCUCCAUGUAAGCCGGAGAAACUCAAAAAGAUCCUAAAGCUGAUACGGCAGAACGAGGGCUUUAUCCUGUCGGCCACCCUGAGGCAGGACAGGCAGUCUAGAGGCACUGUCCUUGCCUUAGAGGGUCCUGGCAUCAGUGAGAGGCAGUUUGAGAUCAUUUCCAAUGGCCGGGCCAACACCCUGGACCUCAUCUAUUGGGUGGAUGGCUUCCAGAACGUGAUUUCCCUGGAAGACGUGGACCUUGCUGACUCACAGUGGAAGAACCUCACCGUGCAGAUAACAGGGGAGAACUACAACCUCUAUGUUGGCUGUGACCUUAUUGACAGCUUCAUCCUGGAGGAGCCUUUCUAUGAGCAGCUGAAAGCAGAGAGCAGCAGGCUGUAUGUGGCAAAAGGGUCCACUCGGGAGAACCAUUUCAGGGGUCUUUUGCAAAAUAUUCAGUUAAUCUUUGAUACUUCAAUAGAGGAUGUUCUGCGUAAGAAAGGAUGCCAGAGAAGCCAGUCAACUGAAGUGAACACCAUCAAUGAGAGCACUGAAAUCCUUCACUUGAGCCCUGCUGUCACAACUGAGUACGUGGGUGAGAAACCAGGGAAGGCCGAGUUCUGUGACCGCUCCUGUGAGGAGCUGGGAUCGAUGUUCACAGAGCUCACCGGCCUGCGCAUCGUGGUCAACAACUUGGCUGAUAACCUCCAAAAAGUGUCUGAAGAGAACCAAAUUAUGUGGGAACUGAUUGGGCCUAACAAAACACUGAAGAGCCAGCCAGUUUGCUGGCAGGAUGGCCGUGUCUUUGCAGAUAAUGAAAGCUGGAUUGUGGAUAGCUGCACCAAGUGCAUUUGCCAGGAUUCCAAAAUUGUGUGCAAUCAAAUCACCUGCCCAGCAGUCUCCUGUGCCGAUCCAGUUUUUGUUGAAGGUGAAUGCUGUCCAGUCUGCUCUCACUCUGAUGACAGCGAGGAGGGCUGGUCACCGUGGUCAGACUGGACAAAGUGCUCAGUUACCUGUGGCUCUGGGACACAGAUGCGAGGAAGGUCGUGUGAUGUCACCAGGAGUGCUUGUACAGGCCCACACAUCCAAACAAGGAUGUGCAGCUUUAAGAAAUGUGACCAUCGCAUACGUCAGGAUGGUGGCUGGAGUCACUGGUCUCCCUGGUCUUCCUGUUCAGUUACCUGUGGAGUGGGAAAUAUCACCCGCAUCCGCCUCUGCAAUUCUCCUAUUCCCCAGAUGGGUGGGAAAAACUGUGUGGGGAAUGGGCGUGAAACAGAGAAGUGUGAGAAGGAUCCAUGUCCAGUGAAUGGCCAGUGGGGUCCUUGGUCUCCGUGGUCUGCCUGCACUGUUACCUGUGGAGGAGGAAUUCGUGAGAGGUCUCGCCUCUGUAACAGCCCAGAGCCACAGUAUGGAGGAAAGCCAUGUGUGGGAGAUACCAAGCAACAUGAUAUGUGCAAUAAGAAGGACUGCCCAAUUGAUGGGUGUUUGUCAAAUCCUUGCUUUCCUGGAGCAGAAUGCAACAGUUACCCAGAUGGGUCUUGGUCAUGUGGGGCAUGCCCAGCAGGAUACCUUGGCAAUGGUACCUUCUGUGAGGAUCUUGAUGAGUGUAUAGCUGUGUCAGAUGUUUGCUUUAAAGUGAAUCAGGUCCAUCGCUGUGUGAACACAAAUCCAGGUUUCCACUGCUUGCCGUGUCCUCCACGCUAUAAAGGAAGUCAGCCCUAUGGAGUAGGGCUUGAAGUUGCCAAGACAGAGAAGCAAGUCUGUGAACCUGAGAAUCCAUGCAAGGACAAGACACAUAGCUGCCAUAAGUCUGCAGAGUGCAUCUAUCUGGGCCAUUUCAGUGAUCCAAUGUACAAAUGUGAAUGUAGGACAGGUUACGCUGGUGAUGGACGCAUCUGUGGUGAGGAUUCAGAUUUGGAUGGCUGGCCUAAUAAUAACUUGGUCUGUGCUGCUAAUGCAACAUACCACUGUGUGAAGGAUAAUUGCCCCCUUCUGCCUAACUCUGGCCAAGAAGACUUUGAUAAAGAUGGCAAAGGAGAUGCCUGUGAUGAGGAUGAUGACAAUGAUGGUGUUGAAGAUGACAAAGACAAUUGCCCUCUUCUGUUCAACCCUCGCCAGUUUGAUUAUGACAAGGAUGAAGUUGGUGACCGCUGUGACAAUUGCCCCUAUGUGCACAACCCUGCUCAGAUUGACACAGACAACAAUGGGGAGGGUGACUCAUGUGCUGUGGACAUUGAUGGAGAUGACAUUUUUAAUGAAAGAGAUAAUUGCCCUUACGUCUACAACACAGAUCAGAGUGAUACAGAUGGUGAUGGAGUUGGUGAUCAGUGUGAUAAUUGUCCACUGAUGCAUAAUCCAGACCAGACUGAUGCAGAUAAUGACCUGGUUGGUGACCAGUGUGACAAUAAUGAGGACAUAGAUGAAGAUGGCCACCAGAACAACCAGGACAACUGCCCUUACAUCCCCAAUGCUAACCAGGCUGACCAUGACCAGGAUGGUAAAGGAGAUGCCUGUGAUCCUGAUGAUGACAAUGAUGGUGUCCCAGAUGACAGGGACAACUGCCGCCUCAGAUACAACCCUGACCAGGAGGACUCAGAUGGUGAUGGCAGAGGUGAUAUUUGCAAAGAUGACUUUGACAAUGACAACGUUCCAGAUAUUUAUGAUGUGUGCCCUGAAAACAAUGCCAUCAGUGAAACUGAUUUCAGAAAGUUUCAGAUGGUCCCUCUAGACCCCAAGGGAACAGCUCAGAUUGAUCCCAACUGGGUUAUUCGCCACCAAGGCAAGGAAUUGGUGCAGACUGCCAACUCUGAUCCUGGAAUAGCUGUAGGCUACGAUGAGUUCAGCUCUGUUGACUUCAGCGGGACGUUCUACGUUAACACAGACCGUGACGAUGACUAUGCUGGCUUUGUGUUUGGCUACCAGUCCAGCAGCCGCUUUUACGUUCUCAUGUGGAAGCAGGUCACUCAGACCUAUUGGGAGGACAAACCCACCAGGGCUUAUGGCUAUUCUGGUGUGUCACUCAAAGUAGUGAAUUCAACAACUGGUACUGGUGAGCACUUACGAAAUGCUCUCUGGCACACAGGAAACACCCCUGGACAGGUGCGUACUUUGUGGCAUGAUCCCAAGAACAUUGGCUGGAAAGAUUAUACUGCCUACAGGUGGCAUUUGAUUCAUAGGCCUAAAACAGGAUUAAUAAAAGUUCUGGUUUAUGAAGGGAAACAAGUCAUGGUGGAUUCUGGACCAAUCUAUGACACAACUUUUGCUGGUGGACGAUUAGGUCUUUUUGUCUUCUCUCAAGAGAUGGUCUAUUUUUCUGACCUCAAAUAUGAAUGCAGAGAUGCUUGAGCAAUGGUUGCUGCAUUACCAGCAAAGUACUGUAGAUGCUAUGCAACCCAGACACCUCAGUACACCCUGGUACUCCCAGUUUCUAUUUUUGUGUACCUCCUGCCCUCUCUCUUCAUGCUCCACUCUCCAGGAUGCUCCCAGCUGCUGGGAGUGCUUCAGCCACCCUUCCACCCAAGUGCCUUCUCACCGCCAGGACUAAUGAAACCUAAACGUGAACGUCGGACCCACCACUGAAGCAAAAGCAGAUUGAUAUAUUAGAACACUUUUGUACAGUGAAAACUCAGCAAAACUUGUUUGUUUCUUUGUUUGCUUGUCUUUUUUUAAAGAAUGACGUUUACAUAUAAAAUUGUAACUACUUAAUGUAUUUAUAUAUAUGGAGAAAAAGAGGGGGAAUGAUGAUUCAGUCGUUAUGUUUAAGUGAGGAAAAUUGUGUCUUAAUUUUUUGGGUGUGUGGUUGACACUUCCUUGCUCUGAUCAAGACUGGACUUCAGUAACACAGAGCUUCUGGGUCUAAUUGUAACAAAGUAAUGGAGGGCCACAUCAACAGUGAAAAUUACUUUGGAUAUUAAAGAUCAAUGAUAAACA
Molecule: messenger RNA, 4122 nt
Organism: Ficedula albicollis (Collared flycatcher)
Lineage: Eukaryota; Metazoa; Chordata; Aves; Passeriformes; Muscicapidae
Gene: THBS2
Product: thrombospondin 2
Exons: 21
Coding region: 4-3537 (1177 amino acids)
Biological process (GO): negative regulation of angiogenesis; cell adhesion
Cellular component (GO): extracellular region
Molecular function (GO): protein binding; calcium ion binding
Source: RefSeq, a predicted model, not a curated record